AUGGACGAGGCGACAGUAUCAUCUUCCUCUACUCCAUCAAACAAUCGUUCACCCUUACCGCAUGAUUCAAUUCCCUCUGAAAACUCGUCAAAACACAGGCAGGUUUAUCGCUCUGAUGUCUGCCCGUUAUCUGUUCUUGAACAAAUACGAGGUCGUUACAAUAAUGUUCGAAAAUCAAAAUUACCGCUGAUAGAGGCAACUAAACAGAUUGUCUUCGUCGACCUUUUGAUCGGUCUGCUUUCCGAAGAAGGAUUCGAUUUUCGCCAAGGAAUUGAUGGAAAACAUCUUUUGGUUGAUAAAACGCAUGGGAAUAAAGUAUACGUUGAAAUAAUCGAUGAAGAAGAAGAAAAUGAUGAAAACGUUGAUGUUGAAGAGGAAAAUGAUGAAAACGUUGAUGUUGAAGAGGAAAUUGAUGAAAACGUUGAUGAUGUUGAAGAGGAAAUUGAUGAAAACGUUGAUGAUGUUGAAGAGGAAAUUGAUGAAAACGUUGAUGAUGUUGAAGAGGAAAAAUCAUGA
Molecule: messenger RNA, 516 nt
Organism: Acaulospora colombiana
Lineage: Eukaryota; Fungi; Glomeromycota; Glomeromycetes; Diversisporales; Acaulosporaceae
Source: the annotation of a GenBank genome assembly